Molecule: messenger RNA, 1110 nt
Organism: Jaculus jaculus (lesser Egyptian jerboa)
Lineage: Eukaryota; Metazoa; Chordata; Mammalia; Rodentia; Dipodidae
Gene: Fbxo36
Product: F-box protein 36
Exons: 4
Coding region: 273-836 (187 amino acids)
Molecular function (GO): protein binding
Source: RefSeq, a predicted model, not a curated record
CCCCUCCCCUCCCCUCCCCCGGGGGUUGCAGGAACUAAUUCCCCCGUCGGGUCACCCGGGGACCGGGCUGUGGAAAACGUCACGCACCGGGGAUGGCUCGUGGAGCCUUAGGGAUGAACGCGCAGCCCAGCCCGAGUGAGAAACCCACCUGCUAACUCAAAAGCGGGCUUGGCUGGAAACUAGGGCUCCGGGCUCCCUGACACCCCCCGCCUCGCCCUCAGCCAAGCCCCGCCCCUUCCUGGUCGUCCUAGCGACGGCGGCGGCGUCCCAAGAUGGCGGCGUGGCUGCCCGACACGCUGUUCGAAAUUGUGGGACAAGGCCCGGCGCCGAGCAAAGACUAUUACCAGCUGGUGGUCACCCGCUCUCAGUUGAUCUUUAGAUGGUGGAAGAUCUCCCUGAGGAGUGAGUACCGAUCAGCCAAACCUGGAGAGACAAAAGAAACCCACGAAGACUUCCUAGAGAACUCACAUCUUCAAGUUCAAAUUGCUUUAAUAUUUGGUACAAGAAUAUUGGACUAUGUCUUCAACUUGUGUGAAGGCAAAGUUGACUUCCUUGAACGGCUUACGGAUAAAUUGCUGCUGAAGAUCAUUUUUUACCUUGACCUGGAAGACAUUGCCAGGCUUUCUCAAGUUUCACACAGAUUUGCAAAGCUGUGUAGGUCUGAUAUGCUGUGGGAGCUGAUCGUGCAGUCAACCUUCGACACCAUCACCCCCGAAAUGAGGUCCCUGGCGAAGGAUCUAGGCUGGAGACAGAUGUUUUUCACCAACAAGCUCCAGCUGCAGCGGCAGCUCCGCAAGAAGAAGCAGAAACAGGGCCGCCAGGAGGAGCAGUUUUAGGGACACCUGUUCCUGCCAAGGGGACUUGAGGCACAGUACUGCUUCUCGCCGGGAUCCAAGCCUCCCUUUCUCUUCUUAAGAGCAAAUAGGCUUUUGUGAUUCCGGAGGUCAUGGAAAAGCACAGAUUUGCACACAAACGCAAAGUGACCCAGGGCCAACCUUGAGCCACCAUCCAUCACACUCAGGCUAAGUCUGGGCCUGAGAAGGUUACCACCUUCCCCUCCCAUGCCACCCUGCUGGGUAUAAACAAGCAAUAAAGGAUUCUUGGAAGCUU